AUGCGUGAAAUCGUUCACUUGCAGACCGGCCAGUGCGGUAACCAAAUUGGUGCCAAAUUCUGGGAAGUUGUCUGCGACGAGCAUGGCAUUGAGCCUGAUGGUCAGUACAAGGGAAAUAAUGACCUGCAACUUGAGCGUAUCUCGGUUUACUUCACCGAGACUGGCGGCAACAAACACGUGCCUCGUGCUGUUCUUGUUGAUCUCGAGCCUGGAACUAUGGACUCUGUUCGCUCAGGUCCUCUGGGUGGUCUUUUCCGACCCGACAACUUCGUCUUCGGUCAAUCUGGAGCUGGCAACAAUUGGGCUAAAGGACAUUAUACGGAAGGUGCUGAAUUGGUAGACUCGGUCCUCGAUGUCGUUCGUAAGGAGGCCGAGGCCACUGAUUGCUUGCAAGGUUUCCAAAUCACCCAUUCGCUUGGUGGUGGUACAGGUGCCGGUAUGGGUACUUUGCUUAUUUCCAAAAUUCGUGAGGAGUACCCGGACCGUAUGAUGUGCACGUACUCGGUUGUGCCUAGUCCCAAAGUUUCAGAUACAGUCGUAGAGCCCUACAAUGCUACCCUCUCCGUUCAUCAGCUCGUCGAGAAUUCUGACGAAACCUUUUGUAUUGACAAUGAGGCCCUUUAUGACAUUUGCUUCCGAACCCUCAAACUUUCUACACCGACAUACGGUGACCUCAACCAUCUUGUGUCCCUUGUUAUGUCCGGCAUUACCACUUGUCUGCGUUUCCCUGGACAGCUCAAUUCAGAUCUCAGAAAAUUGGCCGUGAACAUGGUUCCAUUCCCCCGUCUUCACUUCUUCAUGACUGGUUUCGCACCAUUGACUGCCCGCGGUAGUCAGCAGUAUCGUGCUGUCACCGUUCCCGAACUUACUCAACAAAUGUUCGAUGCCAAGAACAUGAUGGCUGCCUCAGACCCAAGACACGGACGUUAUCUCACUGUUGCCGCAGUAUUCCGUGGAAAGGUAUCAAUGAAGGAAGUCGAAGAACAGAUGCAGAACGUUCAAAACAAGAAUUCUGCUUAUUUCGUUGAAUGGAUUCCCAACAACGUACUCAGUGCGCAGUGCGAAGUAGCACCGAGAGGCCUGAAGAUGGCUGUUACCUUCCUGGGUAACUCUACUGCCAUCCAAGAACUGUUCAAGCGUGUUAGUGAUCAGUUCACUGCCAUGUUCAAGCGUAAGGCCUUCUUGCAUUGGUACACGCAAGAGGGUAUGGACGAGAUGGAGUUCACUGAAGCGGAGUCGAACAUGCAAGAUUUGGUUGCGGAAUACCAACAAUACCAGGAUGCUACCGUCGAGGAGGAAGGUGAAUACGAGGAGGAGCUCCAAGCUGAAGAAGAUCAGUAG
This is a messenger RNA of Lentinula edodes (shiitake mushroom), 1341 nucleotides long. RefSeq names its product beta-tubulin 1 tubb1. Gene Ontology annotation, molecular function: GTPase activity; structural constituent of cytoskeleton; GTP binding. Lineage: Eukaryota; Fungi; Basidiomycota; Agaricomycetes; Agaricales; Omphalotaceae. The transcript is spliced from 10 exons. Gene Ontology annotation, cellular component: cytoplasm; microtubule. Gene Ontology annotation, biological process: mitotic cell cycle; microtubule cytoskeleton organization. The coding region runs from base 1 to 1341 and encodes 446 amino acids. The record is from RefSeq and is a predicted model, not a curated record.